AUGGCAGCCCAGAUUGGAGACAAGAGCCAAUUUUGCUCGCUCCCUGGGAUCUUCACUCCUCUCUCCAGGGCAUUGGGUGAUCCACUGGACCGCAUAGUCAGGCCCCGGGCCCCAGUGCAAGGAGCCGCUCGGCCUGCAGGCGGCGCCGGCGGCCCCGCUCUUGCUGCCGCCCGUGCGCGAAGAUCGGCGGCGCCAGUCGGCGGAGGCUCCGACGGGACCGGCCGGGCAGAGCGAUGCGCGGCUGCAGCGAUGGCCAAAUGGUUCAAGGAGCACUUGAUCUUCAAGAGCAACAAGGGUCCUCCUCAACCCCCCAAGCCCGACUACCGAUUGCGGUCGGCCGGGCAGCCCGACAUCCUGGCCGCUUACAAGCUGCAGAAAGAGCGGGACUUCGAGGACCCUUACACCGGCUCCCGGGGCUGCGGCGCUCCGGCUCCCGGCUGCGGGGCCAGCUCCUGCCCGCUCCCCAACGCCGCCAAGAAAGGCGCCGCCGAGGUCAGGUACAUCUCGCCGAAACACCGGCUCAUCAAAGUAGAAAACCCCGAGAAAAACUGCGGUAAAUCGCCCGGAUCCCCCGAGGAUCAACAGGGCAAGUCUGCCACAGGGACCACCCUACCGGCUUGGCUGACAUCCCCAGGGCCAGUGCUACUCCGGAAACAUGUGAGGAGUAAUAAAUACUCCCUGCUGGUCGAGAGGGUUCACCUUCUACAUGCGAACCCCCAGUAUGCCUACGUGGUCUUACCUGAUGGGCGGGAGGACACGGUCUCUGUCUGUGACCUGGUGGCCGCAGGAGCACCAGACCACUACCCCGAACACUCCACGGUAACUAUGAACCCUGCACCCGAGGUGACACCGCGCACACCAAGCCCUACACAGCCUCCUCAUGACACUCUCAUACCGGGUGCCUCGCACACGCAUGAGGGAUCACUGACGCCUAGUGGGCUGACACCUCCAGUUAGGCCGGAACCAGCACAACCACCAACUGCAGUGCAAUCACCACCGGCACCUGUGCAAUCACAGCCGGUGCUACGAAGAUCACAGCGACAGAUUCGACCACCUGAUAGACUUAACCUGUAAAUAUACUUGUAAGAAUCUUCGCCCCAUGGGGACUCUCUUUUAAAACAAAGGGGGGGGGGUGAAUGUGGUGAACUACAUAUACCUGUCUGGACACGCCCCCCUGCUGACUACUCCUGUGGCUCCUCCCACAGACCCCGGUAUAAAGGCGAUUGGAGGCACAGCCCCUUCCUCAGUCUCCAGGAUGUUGUGUUGUGGUCACUUGCUGCUUGUUCUUUCUUCCAGCCAAUAAAAGCCUAUAUCUCGCCUCAUGUCUCCAAUAGUUAUUGAUGGUGCAUCAAUACGAAUGGUGUUUUAUCUUUCCUUUGAGUUUUCUCCACACAUUUUCACCCAGUAUAUUACUUCAAGCUCCUGAAUCUACUAACAUGCACAGAUUUACACCCCCUACACAAGAAGUUUUUUUUCAAAUGGCUCUGUCUCAUUAACAACAAAUGCAAAUUUCUUCUGUUCACCUUCAACCUAUCUUAGUACUUAAUUAGAUAAUGCAUCUAUCAUGACUUGGUACUUCAUGGUCUGAAUGUGUCUUUAUUUCUCAAUCCUACUUCCAUUCUCCCUCACAACACAUGUUGUUCUGUCCCAGACUGAUGACAUCAUCACCAUACCUGACAAGUUUCAAACUACAUUAACAGACUUACGAUUUCAAAACAUAACGAUCACUCCUCUUUCCAUGGUGCAGAGGCUAUGAAGACUGCCCCAGCUGCUGUGCUCUAUGCUGUUAAUGUGAUGAACUGAUAACCAGGCUUUGGGCCUACUCUGAUGCUCCUGGGCUCAGAUCGGAGGACUCAGUUUGGGUUAGAACGUUACUGUUCACUUCAAUUGUUUGUAUGAUCUGUAUAUUUUUUCCUUUCUCUUGCACAUCAGGAGUUGGUCUUUUAUUUAUUUCCUUCAAUUGGGCUCUUUUGGGUUUCUUGCUUUGUGGUUCCUUGUAAGCAAACAAAUC
Messenger RNA from Hypanus sabinus (Atlantic stingray), 2011 nucleotides. RefSeq lists its product as uncharacterized. The record is from RefSeq and is a predicted model, not a curated record. NCBI's taxonomy places the organism in Eukaryota, Metazoa, Chordata, Chondrichthyes, Myliobatiformes, Dasyatidae. The transcript is spliced from 3 exons. The coding region runs from base 1 to 1074 and encodes 357 amino acids.